AUGUCUACCUCUGAGGGUACCUCUACCAGCACGUUGUCUGUAACUGGUUUAAAUCACGAUGGUGCCACUGCUGCCGCACCUUCAACAAUUACAUAUACUAGCACCACCCCUGAUGCAGGCUUUCUGGUAGAACACGCCAUCAACAACGACUCAAAUGACUCUACAAGCGAUAAAGGAGUCACAGCAUCCAAGAUUUCCGCAGAUGCUGCUUUGGCAACGAAAGUGGAUGCCGACUCCAAUGAGCCGAGUAGACGCUCGGAAACACCCCAAACCAAUUGCGCGGAUAACACAAACGAAAAUCUUUCCAUCCUUCAGUCACAGAUUGCAUUAGAAAUGAAUGACGAGUUCAUCGAGUGCAGUGUCGAUGUUUUCUUCAAGCAUUACCUUCCAUUUGAGCCUUCAGAAGCAGCUGUUGAAGAAUGUGUCCUGAGACUUCUCUGCAAGGAUCAUGCUCCCAAUGGCGACGCUGGUGAAUGUUUCCAUCCCAAACAGGCUCCUAUGACGCCUAGACAAUGCGCACAAAUUAAGCCACUUCAUAAACUUGACGACAACACAGGCCACCCCAUAUUGUCGGAAGUUGUGCUAACGGUUGGGUAUCCGGAUACUCCUGGUCUUCGAUUCACCGACUACAUGAAACGGCCUGGUAGCCACGGCUCUGUGGAAAAGACAGUAUUUGCUCCCUUGAAGACUAUUGCUGAUGCCGUUGGGGGCUAUAGCGAGACAUGUGACGGCAGGGCUCGCAACAAUUUCCAGUAUCUCCAUUGUCCGCAGACAGUCAUUUCAUCGGAUAUAGGGGACUCUAAAAGCAGGAUAGAUGCCUGCUUUUCCCAUGAAGGAAGUGAUUUACACACCAAGUAUAUUGCUGUGCCUAUUGAGCAGAACGUCUCCGCCGCCAACAGGAAUUCAAUGACCUUUGAAGGCGACAAGGCAACGCUGUGGUAUCACUGUCGCUCUCAUUCUGCUGUUUCGAGACAAUUUAACUUUGUCGAGAAUCCGAAAUUACUUGUCAAGGUGUUCCUGUCAUUUCUAUUCGCAACAGACGAAGAACUCGGCUACGAUCCCAACGUCACUCUGGUCGAAGGCAAGAAGCGUCAGUACACUUUCACAAUCCCCAGUUCUGAUGGGAAAUCGGCCAAGUUCUACCGCACUGUCAAAGUUAUUUCUGAAUAUCGCUCGAACAACAUUUCUGGUCGCAUGGCGCGUGUAUGGUUGGUCGAUCGGGUUGAUUCUGAAGGCAACAAGAUUGGCCCGCAAUGCGUCUUGAAAGACGUCUGGCUUGCCGUAAAUGCUCUCACUGAAAAGGAGAUCCAGACGGCCAUCUUUGCAGAUAUCGAAAAAUACUGUCACCCCAACAAGCCAGAUUACAACCUGGCAUUGGAUCCUCCUGAAGACUCUCCCGAGGCCUCUCUCAAUGCUAUCAAGAUGCGAAAUGCCGAGCUCGUUAAGUCUGGCAAGUACAAGCAGUACUUUCUUGACAUUGAAAGUGAUUAUUCUGGGAAGCCAUCCAAAGACGUUUUGGAGGGAUGUACUCCCGUCACAGGCUUGUUUCAGAACGCCGAUGCAGAUAGGAUUGCAUCUUUGAACGACAAUUCUAUUCGACCGGUAGGAUCGACACCUUUUAUAAAGAGUGGACAGCAACACAAGCGAACAUUUACCCCCCGGAAACAAUAUCGCGUCAUCUUCAAAGAAGUCUGCCAGGCUGUGGGCGAUCUGCCUACUUUGGGGAAAGUGCUUAAUAUACUUAAACAAACUCUCAUACCCCUUUCGCUCCUGUACUGUGCUGGCUGGGUACACAGAGACAUCAGCUCAGGGAAUAUUCUUGCUCAUCAAGAAGGCAGGAUCUUGCGGGCCAAAUUGUCAGACCUUGAAUAUGCCAAGAGGUUUCCUCUACCUGAAGACUAUGAAGGCAAUGUUAAUCCCAAAAUCGGCACUCCUUUUUUUAUGCCUGUCGAAAUAAUGCAAGACGUUUAUCUAUAUAGUCAAAUCGUCAACGAUGACGACCUAGAAUUUGCAAUUCACAACCCGACUCUUUUUAUUGCCAAACAACAACACGAUCUUGGUGGCCCCCGAAAAAAUACUACGCAGAACAAUAUCUUAGAAAAACCGGUGAUCUAUAAUUUUCAACAUGAUCUCGAGUCGCUUUGGUGGGUUUUAGUGUGGUCUCUAACCGCACGUGUCAGCCAUCAACCUUCCAGGACCUGGGCCAACCAAGUUUUUCAACAUGAUGUCGUGCCUACUCCUGAGAGGGUACGCUUUCUGAGGGCUUUGUCCAGGAUCACGCUUGAAGAUAUCAUGCUCCCAUCAAUCUCAUUUCUGCAUGUCCUGGUGGAACUCAUAAGAUCUGUCAUGAAUAUUGCGUAUUCAGAGCUUGAAAGGGGCGACACAUUCAGAGACACGCUGUCUUAUGCCAUCACUGUAGACCGCUUUCAUUUAUGUUUUCAACAACUCGAGAGUGUCUCCGGCGCCCCUUGGGAGGAAACACCUCUUGUGAUGUGA
This is a messenger RNA of Psilocybe cubensis, 2496 nucleotides long. RefSeq lists its product as uncharacterized. Gene Ontology annotation, molecular function: protein kinase activity; ATP binding. Bases 1 to 2496 code for a protein of 831 amino acids. The transcript has 6 exons. Gene Ontology annotation, biological process: protein phosphorylation. The record is from RefSeq and is a predicted model, not a curated record. Lineage: Eukaryota; Fungi; Basidiomycota; Agaricomycetes; Agaricales; Agrocybaceae.